Messenger RNA from Ostreobium quekettii, 2160 nucleotides. The record is from the annotation of a GenBank genome assembly. Lineage: Eukaryota; Viridiplantae; Chlorophyta; Ulvophyceae; Bryopsidales; Ostreobiaceae.
AUGGACCGCGCCGAGCGCGGCGCAGCUUCUCUGACGCCUCUGGCGCGGAGCGCCGCGCUGUGCGCGCUGUUGAUUCUGGCCCGGGGUCAGAGCCCGGCCGGCGAGGACAGUUCCCCGGUUCCCGCCGGCGAUCACCUGGUCCGCCUGCUGCCCGCCAUCGACCUGGAAAACGACACCGACAUCCAGCGAUUGAGGCGGGGGGAGCCAAUCGUGGACACUCUGGGCAGCGGCGGGCAGCGCGUGCUGCGCUUCGGAGUGACGAAAGUGGAUGCAGGCGGAUUCCCGGACGUGUCCCUGUGGCUGCGUCCCUCCGGCGAGGGAGGAAAUGCGGCCCUGUUCUGCGCACCCUGGGCGGCCGCGGCCAGCGAGGGCGCCCGGCUGUCGCGGGGGGAGUACCCGUGGGUCUCCGCCGACGGCCACGGCCUGGACGCGGUGUUCAUGUCCUCGGAAUCGGACGCCUACCGCUCAGCGGUGACGACCGUCAACGCGUCGCGCGGAGACGGCGGGGAGGGGACCUUCGAGGCGGCGGCGUUUCUGUGCGUGAUUGAGGACACGUCGCCGCAAGGGGGGCAGUUCAGCCUCGAGUUGGGCUUGACGGUGGGGGGAUUGGAUCUGGUGGAGGAGCAGCGGGAUGCGGUUCGGGGAAUCUACGACAGGUGCUGUCCCAGCAGGACGGCCUGCGCGGCGUGGCCCGACGCGCCCGAGGACGCCGGCGAGGACGUCGCCACGGACCUGUGCGACGUGGCGGGCAACAUAUGCGACUCGGGCGGGAGGUUGCUGGUGAUGAGCCUGGAGGGCUACAACCUCAGCUGCCACUUUCCGUUCCAGGAGGUCGGCGCGCUGUGGUCGCUGGAGAAGCUGCGGGCGGGCGGCAACUUGCUGUCGGGCAAGGCGGAGGAGAUUUUCGCGGGGCUGGCGGCGCUUGAGAACCUGACGCACGUGGACCUGGCCUCCACGCGGCUCCAUGGGUCGCUGACCGGCGCUCAGGGAGUGUGUGAAAUGGCGACCAAGGGGCUGCAGGUGCUGCGGCUGCAGGACAACCUCAUUGGCGGGGGUUUGCCGGCAUGUCUGCUGGCCGCAGGCAGCUCCCUCCUGGAUAUUGAUCUCUGCAGGAACGAUAUGACGGGCAGCCUGCCGGACGUCGUCCCCGUUGGAUCCCCCCUGGAGGCAAUUGCCAUGAGUGAGAACAACAUGGACGGGAAGAUCCCGGCGUCGCUGCUGGAGAACGGGCGGAUGCUGUCCCGGCUGAACUUGACGGGGAAUGCCCUGACGGGAUCGGUGCCUGAAAGCCUUGGGGGACUGCCAUUCCUCACGACCUUCGCGGCGGGCGGCAACAAGUUGACGACGCUGCCCAUGAGGUGGAGUGAUGAGGGUGGGCAGAUUUUCCAGGCCCUGAGCAUGUUCGACCUCUCUGGCAACCUGUUGGAGGGACAGUUCCCUGCCGCGCUUGGCAGAGCAGACAAUCUGGCGGCAUUGGAUCUGAGUGACAACAGGCUGGAUGGGCCAUUGCCAAACGAAACCGGCCUCUUUCCCAGUUUGAAUUUCUUAAACAUUUCUUCCAACGCAUUUGGGGGCCCUGUGCAUGAGUCCUGGUCUGAUCUCGGAAUUUUUUCGCUUCGGUUCACAGCCCCAGAGAUCGGGGUGCUGGAUGCCCGCAACAACAACCUUACUGGGGACUUUCCGCAGUUCUUUUUCACAGACUCAGAGUCGUACAUGGAGACGCGCAAGGUGUAUGUUGCUGGGAACAACUUCACGUGUCCGCUUGGUGGCGUGUCGGGAUCGAUUGUGGUUGAUGUUUGUGGGGGCAACAUGGCAGCACAAGCAGAGGCUCUGGACGAGACUCUGGACAAUUCUGUGACGCCGGAGGAAGUUGAGCACGAAGAGGAGUUUGCGGAUCUGCUGCGCAAUUCGACGAACGCAGUGAUGAACAGCACAUUGGCGGGGAAGAUGGGUGAUGGUAGUUCGAUGGCCGAUGCUUCUUCAGGGGGAUCGGGCGCUAACCUCGUUGGUGCUAUUGUGAUUGCGCUGGUAACUGGUGUUUUGUUUGGUGCGAUCAUGGCAUUCAUUUGGUACUGGCGGAGAAAGCGGAAUGAGCCUCGAGACCGACUUGUGAGACACCUUAAAUUUCGGGACGACGUUGAGCUGCAGGGAUUCCAAUAG